AUGGAUGAAAAAUUAACAAUGAAAUCCACGUCUCCUGAUUCAAUAUUAUCAGAAUUCCUGUCGUAUGAUUCCACUACUAAUACUCAUAGUACUAUUCCUGUUUCAUCUAUUACAUCAAUACUUCCUCCACUUCGUUCAUCAUUCACCAUGGCUAAUAUUAGCAGUAUUGCAAAUGUAAAUGAAGAACAGAAAUUUUUUCUCGAUGAUUUCAAUUUAGAACGAUUGCCUUCAAUAUCUCGAUGGCAAUCGGAUGCCGAAAAUCUAAAUCGCAAUUCUAUUCAACCGUCAUCUUCAAGAUCGACCUAUCUUAUCAAUGAUUUUUUAACCAACAGAAAUAUAGCUUCAUCAUCAAUAACCGAUGUGCUCAUCUCACCGUUAUCUCGUUUAUCGACAUCAUCAUCGAUUAUGUCUCUUAGUAGUAUUGGUAAUCAAAAAACGACUAGUCAACAAUUGUCUCGAUCAGGAUUCAAAAAUUCAACAGAACAAUUAACAACGUCAAAUGGAAAUAUGUUUCCUUCGGCAUCCUUAUUCGUGCCAUUACCAACGCCAUCACCAAAUCGUCAAAUACUUUCUUCGAUGGAAAAUAUUCCAUCAGCAAUGGCUGACAAUGAUCUUCAACGAGUACCACAUUCAUGGAUGUUAAUGUCAUCCACGCCGCCUAAUUAUGAAACAGGUCCCAUUGUUCAACAAUCGCCAGCACCACAACUCGUUCACAGUGCUAAUCGAACAAAUUCAAUGCCAUCUUGGCGUGGUAAUUUGCCUAUGAAAUUCGAACCAAUGAUGAUGGAUCAAUAUCAAAUGACAGGUCAUUACUCGCAAAAAGUUUUCCUCGGUGGUAUUCCUGCUGAACUUAAUGAAGCUGAACUUUUACUGAUUUUACGGAAAUUUGGCAAAUGUAAUAUUAAAUGGCCAAAAAAUGAUGGAGCUAAUCAUAAUAUGCCAGGUUUUUGUCAUGUGAUAUUUCGAGAAUCACGUUCUGUGUGUGAACUGCUAAAAAAUUGUACUCGUCAACAACGUUCAACAAUUGAUUAUUUUCUUCAUAUUCAUAUGGCAGCAUCAUCAGCAAUGGAUUUAUCUAUGCGUACAAAUCGACUUAAGCCAAUUCAAGUAGUACCAUGGAAUGUAAAAGAUAAUGUCUAUGUCAUGCAACAAGGCGAUACAUCGAAUGGCGAUGCAACAUUUAAAGAUUGGUCCCGUACAAUAUUUGUAUCUCCAUUACAUGGCAAAAUGACAGCAUUUAGUUUAGCUACGAUUAUGUCAAAUGUUUUCGGAACUGUAUCAAUGGCACAAAUUAAUACCGAUAAAUAUGGAUAUCCAACAGGUACUGGUACGGUAUUAUUUACUGAUUCUCAUAGUUAUAUGCGUGCCGUUGCUGCUGGUGCUAUCGAUAUUAAAUGUGAUUGUUUUCAUAAAUUGCUUGAUAUUGACCCAUUUCUACGUGAAAAUGAACCUUGUGCAUUUUGUCCAGCAGUUGCCGAUUUAUUUUGCCGAAAUUUUCAUUGUUUAAGAUCAUAUUGUAAACAAUGUUGGGUGAAUAAACACGGACCAAAACCACUUGCUGACCAUCAACCAGCAACGCGACGACAACAACCGUUACCUCAUAUAUAA
This is a messenger RNA of Rotaria socialis, 1608 nucleotides long. Lineage: Eukaryota; Metazoa; Rotifera; Eurotatoria; Philodinida; Philodinidae. The record is from the annotation of a GenBank genome assembly.